Salvelinus namaycush (lake trout) is the source of this 4020-nucleotide messenger RNA. Its product is annotated as probable E3 ubiquitin-protein ligase HERC1. The transcript is spliced from 25 exons. The annotation marks the transcript as partial. Gene Ontology annotation, biological process: proteasome-mediated ubiquitin-dependent protein catabolic process. Gene Ontology annotation, molecular function: protein binding. The record is from RefSeq and is a predicted model, not a curated record. NCBI's taxonomy places the organism in Eukaryota, Metazoa, Chordata, Actinopteri, Salmoniformes, Salmonidae. Gene Ontology annotation, cellular component: SCF ubiquitin ligase complex.
AUGUUCCUGGUCUAUAAUAUCUCCACAACUCUAGACUCUAGCAGUGUGGCUCUGCUCCAUAAGCACCUCCAGCUGCUGCUGCCCCAUGCUACAGACAUCUUCUCCCGCUCGGCCACCCUGCUGCAGGAGAGCUCCUGGAACGGCAGCAUCAGAGAGAAACUACGAGAUGUGAUCUACGUGUCAGCAGCAGGCAGUAUGCUGUGUCAGAUCGUCAACAGUCUACUACUACUACCAGUGUCUGUAGCCAGACCUCUGCUGAGCUACCUGCUAGACCUGCUGCCUCCUCUAGACUGUCUCAACAGACUGCUGCCUGCUGCCACACCGCUGGAAGACCAGGAGCUGCAGUGGCCUCUACAUGGAGCCCCAGACUUUGUGGACCCUGCUGGGCAGCCCCUGUCCCAGCCGGCCCAGUCCUGGGUGUGGCUGGUGGAUCUGGAGCGUACUGCAGCCCUGCUGGUGGGCCGCUGUCUGGGGGGCAUGCUGCAGGGAGCACCCCCCUCUCUAGAGGAACAGGAUACAGGCUACUGGCUGAAAACCCCCCUGUUCAGCAACGGGCUGGAGAUGGAAGUCCCUCAACUAGAUAACUGCAUCAGCUGGCUGUUAGAGGAGGCCCUCUCAGGUAACGAGGAGCAGAAACCAUUUGACUGUACUCUGAGAGCAGACAUGAGCGUCCUCGUGGAGCUGGCCCUGGGCUCCACUAAGGAACCCACCAACAGUCUCUGGAGCAACAUGCAGGACUACGCCACCAGCAAAGACUGGGACAAUGCCUCUCUCUGUAAUGAGACCUUAUUGGACACAGUGUCCAGGUUUGUCCUGGCUGCCCUACUGAAGCAUACCGGCCUGCUGGGCCAAGCCUGUGGAGAGGGCAGGUACCAGCCUUGUAAGACGCUGGCUGAGGUGUACCGUAGUGUCUACAAGGUCAGGAACCGCCUGCUGGCCUGCAAGAACAUGGACGUCAUCCAGACACGCUCGUCUUCCCGGGAGAGGAGGAUUUCAGACAAUCAGGACUCGCUGGAGAUGGACCCCCAGGAGCACUCGUUCACGAGGACCAUCGACGAGGAGGCGGAGCUAGAAGAGAGGACGGACCGAGAAAGGGAGGAUGUGCAUCAGGAGCAGGAUGAGGAAGAGGAGGAGAGAGAGCACGAAGUCAUGACCGCUGGGAAAAUCUUUCAAUGUUUCCUCUCAGCGCGGGAGGCGGCGAGGAGCCGGGAAAGGGAGAGGGCCAGCAGCAGCGCCGGGGGAGGCCUGACCUCAGGAGGAACCAGAGGAGUUGGGGGAGGGGAGGAGGAGGCCACGACAUCCCAGGAGGAGCAGCACGGGAGAGACGGCUGUACAGGGCCGCCUGAGGGACAGGACCUGUACACGGCCGCCUGUAACUCUGUGGUGCACCGCUGUGCUCUGCUGGUGCUGGGGGUCAGCCCGGUACUGGGGGAACUGGGGAAGCAGCACCAGGACGAGGGACACGGCAGCUUCCAGUCAGCCGGCCAGGGACAGCAGGACGGGACGGGCUUCAUGACCAGGAGUGAGAGUCUGAGUACAGAGAGCUGUUCGGCCCAGUCCAGUCCCAACUACAGGCUGAUGAAGUCCAGGAGCGAAUCAAAUCUUUCCCUGUCUGAUGAGGAGGGAUGCUCUGUGAGUGGCAGGAGAAACGUUGAUGUGGACCUGGCGUUUUCUCAUAAAAAGAGAGGUCUACCCCACAGUUCUCCAGACUCCCUGGCUGACUCAUGGUUCAGGGUGAAACACAGUAGGGACCAGCUGUACGGUUCCCCCCUCUACCAAUCCUAUGAGGAGUCGGACCUGGACCUGAGCCGCUCGCUGGGGGUUCACGCCCUCAUAGAGAACAUCGUCAGCUUCAUCAGUGGAGACGUGGGAAACACACCCGCCUUCAAAGAGCCUGAGGAGAGCAUGUCUACUAGUCCACAAGGAACCAUCCUGGCUAUGGAGCAACAACAGAACAGGGCUGAGCUGCGUCUGGAGGCUCUACACCAGAUCGUGGUGCUGAUCUCUGGGAUGGAGGAGAAGAGUAGCCAGGCUGCAGAAGGUGGGGGGAGCGAACCAGGAGGUCGACCCAGCCCCAGCGCUGCCUUCCAGUCCUCCUCUCUCCUGACCUCCGUCAGGUUACAGUUCCUGGCUGGAUGUUUCGGUCUAGGGACUGUGGGCACCGGGGGACUGAAGGGAGAGAAUGUCCAACUACACCAUUACCAGGACGGUGUUAAAGCAGCCAAGCGGAGCCUGCAGACGGACAUCCAGACAGCCGUCCAUAAGAUCUACCAGCAGCUGUCUGUCACUCUGGAGAGAGCCCUGCAGGCCAACAAACAUCACAUAGAGGCCCAGCAGCGCCUCCUGCUGGUGACAGUGUUUGCCCUGAGCGUGCGUUACCAGUCUGUGGACGUGUCCCUGGCCAUAUCCAGUGGCCUCCUCAACGUGCUGUCACAACUGUGUGGUACAGAAACCCUGCUGGGACAACCACUCCAGCUGCUACAGAAACCAGGCGUGUCCCAGCUCAGCACUGCCCUGAAGGUAGCCUCCACACGACUACUGCAGAUACUGGCCAUCAGCACCGGGACGUAUGCAGACAAGCUAGGACCCAAGGUGGUCCAGUCCCUGUUGGACUUGCUGUGUAGCCAGCUGAAGAACCUUCUCUCUCAGGCAGGAGUCAGCCUGCUCACUGCCUCCACAGGGAAGAACCAGGACAAGAAGACAGAGGAUGGAGCCGACACAGACAAGACAGACUUCAGAGCGUUGGUGCGUAAGCAGCACACAGCAGAGCUUCACCUGGGCGACUUCCUGGUGUUCCUGAGACGAGUCGUCUCCUCCAAGGCCAUCCAAUCCAAGAUGUCUUCUCCAAAGUGGACAGAGGUGCUGCUCAACAUCGCUGCACAGAAAUGCUGCUCAGGAGUCCCCCUGGUGGGCAACCUGAGAACUCGUCUCCUGGCCCUUCAUGUUCUAGAGGCUGUGCUGCCUGCCUGUGAGGCCAGUGUAGAGAACGACCAGAUGACACAGGUGGUGGAGCGUCUCUUCUCCCUGCUGGCUGACUGUAUGUGGGAAGCUCCCAUCGCCCAGGCCAAGCACACCAUCCAGAUGAAAGAGAAAGAGCAGGAGCUUAAACUACAGGGUGAGGAGGAGGAUGAGAACCUUCCUAUCCAGGAGGUGUCGUUUGACCCGGAGAAGACUCAGUGUUGUAUGGUGGAGAAUGGCCAGGGUCUGACCCACGGCAGCGGGGGGAAGGGAUAUGGACUGGCCUCUACCGGCAUCUCCUCUGGGUGCUACCAGUGGAAGUUCUACAUUGUGAAGGAGAAUCGUGGGAAUGAGGGGACGUGCGUCGGGGUGUCCCGUUGGCCUGUCCACGACUUCAACCACCGCACCACGUCAGACAUGUGGCUGUACCGGGCCUACAGCGGGAACCUGUACCACAACGGAGAGCAGACCCUCACCCUCUCCUCCUUCACCCAGGGAGACUACAUCACCUGUGUGUUGGACAUGGAGGCACGCACCGUCUCCUUCGGGAAGAACGGAGAGGAGCCCAAGUUAGCCUUCGAGGACGUGGACGCCACAGAGCUCUACCCCUGUGUCAUGUUCUACAGCAGUAACCCUGGAGAGAAGGUCAAGAUCUGUGAUAUGCAGAUGCGGGGUACCCCUCGUGACCUCCUGCCUGGUGAUCCUAUCUGCAGCCCCGUGGCCACAGUGCUGGUUGAGGCCACCACACAGCUCAUCAGGAUCCUGCACCGCACGGACCACUGGACACACUGCAUCAACAAGAUCAUGAUGGAGAGGCUACACAAAAUCAAACCCUGCUUCAGAGACUCAGCCAACGGUACUGGAGGAGGAGGUCAGAGGUUAAAGAAGAGUCGUUCGGUGCAGAGCAGAGAGGAGCAUGAUGCCCAGAGGGACCAGAGGGACUCAUCCAGGGACCCCCAGAGAGGGGAGGAGGAGAGGGGCCGGCCGGGACACGGGGGCCGCCAGGGGCAUGGAGGUCUGGGGGAUCUCUCUGACCACCACCUCAGGACCCUCUGUACAGAG